Cucumis melo (muskmelon) is the source of this 1983-nucleotide messenger RNA. Its product is annotated as amino acid transporter AVT1A-like. Gene Ontology annotation, cellular component: plasma membrane. NCBI's taxonomy places the organism in Eukaryota, Viridiplantae, Streptophyta, Magnoliopsida, Cucurbitales, Cucurbitaceae. The coding region runs from base 118 to 1818 and encodes 566 amino acids. The transcript has 12 exons. The record is from RefSeq and is a predicted model, not a curated record.
AGACUAAUAACUGUUGACAUAUAAAAUAAAUAACAAAGCUACCAUCUUUGGCCUUCCUCUUUAUACUAUAAAGCUCUAAACGCACCAAAUUACUCAAUAAAGCUCCGAAUAGUCUCCAUGGCUCAGAAGAAAAACAACCAAGAUUCAGAGUUUUUCUUGGAUCAGCCCCGUUACAAUGACGGUCAAGAUGAAGAUGAAGAUGAAGAUGACGAUGUAGAGAUGAACAACAACGGAUCAUUGGAAAGUAGAAGUGUUUGCAGUUGCGACAGUUUCAGCGAUAAUGGAGACGACUCUACCGCCACCGUUGCUGCUAUUAAUAAGUGUGUCCGUCGAGGUUGCAACUCCACCUCCAUUUCACAACAAUGGCCACAAAGUUUCAGAGAAGCAACUGAUUCAUAUGCCAUAACAACUUCACCAACAUUUGGGAUUCUACGGAUUCCAAAUAUCAUAAGAUCAAGCUUUCAGAAUGGAAUUGAGAGUCGUUUACUGGAAUCCGAUGAUAUCAAUGUGGAGGUUGAUGCAAAGACUCCAUUACUUGAUAAUAAUUUGGAAUAUAAGAUCUCUUCUUCCCAGCAACUGUCUUCUCCUCACGGUUGCACCUUCUCACAGACCAUUUUUAAUGGAAUGAACUUCAUGGCUGGGGUAGGGUUAUUGUCGACACCUUACACAGUAAAAGAAGCUGGAUGGGGAAGCUUAGGAGUUCUUCUUGUUUUUGCGUUUGUUUGCUUUUUCACAGCUAUGCUUAUGAAAUAUUGCUUUGAAAAGACAACCUCUACCCAAUUCAAUAUUAUUACCUUUCCUGAUUUGGGUGAAGCUGCUUUUGGAACCUUUGGACGCCUCUUCGUAUCCGUUCUUUUAUAUAUGGAAUUAUAUUGUUGCUGUGUUGAGUUCAUAAUCUUGGAAGAGGACAACCUUAGCAGUCUAUUUCCAAAUACAUGGUUGAAUUUUGGUGGCAUUCAUUUGGACUCGAUGCAUCUCUUUGGAAUUAUUGCUGCUCUUCUUGUUUUGCCUACUGUUUGGCUUAGGGAUCUCCGUUGGAUCUCAUAUCUCUCUGCUGGUGGGGUGCUAGCAACAACAGUGGUGAUCCUAACCAUAGCUUAUUUGGGAACAAUUGGAGGAGUAGGGUUUCAUGAAGCUGAAGCUGCUGAAUUAGUGAAUUGGAAUGGCAUUCCAUUUGCCAUUGGAGCUUAUGGAUUUUGCUUCUCUGGUCAUACUCUAUUCCCUAAUCUUUACCAUUCUAUGGCUGAUAAAACCAAGUUCACUAAGGCUCUUUUAAUAUGCUUUGUAUUUUGUGUAUUAAUAUAUGGGGGAGUUGCUAUUAUGGGAUUCCUCAUGUUUGGCCAAAGUAUACUGUCCCAAAUAACCUUGAACAUGCCACAACAUGCUCUUGCCUCCAAUGUUGCAAAAUGGACCACAGUUAUUGUUCCAUUGACUAAAUAUGCAUUGUUGAUGACUCCAUUGGCAAAAAGUAUAGAGGAGAGACUACCAAACAGACUUUCAAAUAGCUACUGGUGUUCCGUUCUCAUAAGAACUGCACUUGUUAUCUCUUCCCUUUGUGUUGCUCUCCUUCUCCCAUUUUUUGGUCUUGUGAUGGCUUUAAUUGGUUCCCUUCUCUGCAUACUCAUUGCAAUAAUAAUACCCGCGUCGUGCUUUUUGAAAAUAAUGGGGAGGGAAGCUUCCAAAAUACAGAUAAUUUCAUGCAAAGUGGUGAUCGUGUUGGGCAUCAUUGCAGCAAUCCUUGGAACAUACUCUUCGUUUUCACGAUUAGCUCAUAGAUCAGAGAUAGUGAAAAGUAUGCAAAGUCAAGUUAAAUUUUAAUUACCUCUAAUAUUAGUUAUUGAUAAUAUUUCGUUCUCAAAAGUUUCAUAGGUCGUUAAAUUUUGAGAUUUUGCUAUAUUCUUUUUUAUACUUUUGUUUUCAGAAAUGAUAUUAAUAGUUUUUGUAUAUUUUUCUUUUUUAUAAAACUUAUGCCUUCGAUCUUCA